AUGAGAGCUAUCGUCUCUGCUCUCAAUCGCACAUGCUAUCACAACGUGCGCAGUCCUUCAAUUCGAUUUGUCUGCCGUUAUGCGUCGCUCAAUGCCUCGCCGACUAAAGCAUUGCCCCUCUAUCGUGUGCAGCGCACCUUGAGAGAAUCGCAGCGUCGUCUGUACCAUAUAGACCACGGUGAACCCACCAUCUAUGCGCUCUCUACAGCUUCAGGGCGGGCUGCAAUAGCAGUCAUCCGUGUCUCUGGCCCAGCAUGUAGACAGAUUUAUCAAGGCCUGUGUCCAUCGACUGAAUUUCCGAGGCCUAGACACGCGACGCUCCGAAAGUUGUUUACUCCAAAUUUGCCACGCUCGCCUGCGACAAUUCUUGAUUCUGGUGCCCUUGUCCUAUACUUUCCAGCACCCAAAACCGUGACUGGCGAAGACAUUCUGGAAUUUCACGUACAUGGCGGCCCAGCAAUUGUUCGUGCAGUUCUGGAAGCCAUACCGCAAUGCGGCAUAGCACCAGAAACUCCCGGAUCAAUGCGCCUGCAAAUCCGGUAUGCUGAGCCUGGAGAAUUCACUCGACGCGCUUUCACCAACAACCGCAUGGACUUGCCUCAAAUCGAGUCGCUGGGCGAAACUUUGUCAGCUUCUACUGAGCAGCAACGCAAGUUGUCUGUGAUGGGCACAACUUCUUCGCUAGCCGUUCGCUACGAGCACUGGCGGAGCCUUCUACUGGGGGCGCGCGGAGAGCUCGAGGCUCUGAUCGACUUCUCCGAAGACCAGCAUUUUGACGAAACACCAGCAAUGCUAUGCGCUUCAGUUGCAUCCCAAGUCCGCGCCUUGAGCGUGCAAAUGGAUGCGCACAUUGCGAACGCCGUUCGUGGAGAAUUACUGCGUAAUGGCAUCAGUAUUGCGCUUCUUGGGGCGCCCAAUGCAGGCAAGAGCAGCUUGCUCAAUCGAAUUGUCGGACGAGAUGCUGCAAUUGUCUCGCAAGAAGCCGGUACAACACGAGACGUGGUUGAGAUAGGAUUGGAUCUGGGUGGAUGGCUCGUCAAGAUUGGCGACAUGGCUGGUCUACGCCGGGCGGGCCUCAUGGGCGGCGACGUGGUUGGAGCUGUAGAACAAGAAGGCAUCAGGCGCGCUAAGCAAAGAGCCCUCAAGUCGGACGUCUUGAUCGUCGUCCAGGAUGCCACGGCUGACAUGGACCCUGAGGUCAUGGAGACGGCGAAGCAGUGCGUUGACCUUGGCAUCAAUGUGAUAGUUGCUAUCAACAAGAGCGAUCAGCUGCCUGCUCUCGACACGGCUCGACAAGAAUGGAAGCAGAGAAUCCGUUCUGCACUCGGCCUUCGCGAGGACCAAGUCUGCUUCAUUUCGUGCAAAGAAAGCACCGCUUCGGCCACCGCCAACAUCCAGUCCUUCCUCUCCACCUUGCAAGGCACAUUCAAGUCGAUGACGGCAGCGCUGGUGCCCGACUCGGACCCCGAUCCAAGCAUAUGGCAAGAGUCUUUGGGCGCAACCGAGCGCCAGCGUCUUCUGCUGUCCGAGUGCCUAAGCCAUCUUUCCGGAUUCCUCACCACGGUCGGCAGCUCGCCUCCUACCGGUGAGGAUAUAUCAAGCGAGGCUGAUGAGGUUGAUAUUGUGGUGGCUGCGGAGUGGCUGCGCUCCGCUGCCGACGCCCUGGGCCGCAUUACGGGCCGAGGGGAGAGUGGCGACGUCGAGGAAGUUUUGGGGGUUGUUUUCGAAAAGUAA
This is a messenger RNA of Exserohilum turcica Et28A, 1734 nucleotides long. RefSeq lists its product as uncharacterized. The transcript is spliced from 2 exons. Gene Ontology annotation, molecular function: GTP binding; GTPase activity; protein binding. Gene Ontology annotation, biological process: tRNA methylation; tRNA wobble uridine modification. Gene Ontology annotation, cellular component: cytoplasm; mitochondrion. Lineage: Eukaryota; Fungi; Ascomycota; Dothideomycetes; Pleosporales; Pleosporaceae. Bases 1 to 1734 code for a protein of 577 amino acids. The record is from RefSeq and is a predicted model, not a curated record.